Molecule: messenger RNA, 1212 nt
Organism: Quercus robur (English oak)
Lineage: Eukaryota; Viridiplantae; Streptophyta; Magnoliopsida; Fagales; Fagaceae
Product: zinc finger BED domain-containing protein RICESLEEPER 1-like
Exons: 4
Coding region: 1-1212 (403 amino acids)
Molecular function (GO): DNA binding; protein dimerization activity
Source: RefSeq, a predicted model, not a curated record
AUGUCAUUGCGUGAGUGGGGUAUUGAUGGGAUAUUCACCUUGACGGUGGAUAAUGCUAGUUCAAAUUUAACAACAAUUAAAUUUUUGCAAAGGGUGACUAAAGAUUGGAAUGGGGCAGUUUUAGGAAAUGAGUACAUGCACAUGAGGUGUUGUGCCCAUAUCCUAAAUCUCAUUGUGGGGGAGGGUUUAAAAGAGAUAGAUGCAUAUGUUGCUAAGGUGCGUGAAGCUGUGAGGACCAAGGAAGAUAGUGGUGGUUUAGGGUCUCCAUGUAUGACUGAUUUCCAAAAUUGUAGGGCAUUUGUGACUUUCUUAAGGUUGUUUUAUAAUGCAACAAAGAAAUUUUCUGGUUCAUUGUAUGUUACUUCAAAUGCCUUCUAUGAUGAGAUAUUUGUUAUUCAGGAGAGUAUUUCCAAUUUAGUUAAAUCCCAAAACACUCUCUUGAAAAGCACAGCCACAAACAUGCAAACUAAGUUUGAGAAGUAUUGGGGGGAAGGGGAGAAAAUUAAUCCUCUUUUGUAUGUGGCUGUGGUCUUUGAUCCACGAAAAAAAUUGAGGUUUUUGAAGUUUUCAUUUUCUGAAAUUUAUGGGAAUGCAGUUGCAGAAGUGAUGGUUGAUAAGGUGAAAGAUCUUUUGUUUAAGUUGUAUAAUUUUUACACUUCUAUUCAUUCACCAAAUGUGCAAGAUCAAAGUGGGAGUGAGAGGACAGAAUUAGAAACUGAUGCUAAUGAUCCAUAUGUGAUGGUUCACUCGCGAUAUGAACGUUUUUUGCAAGUUGAGCAAUCUGUAGGUUGUAAUAAUGAGCUUGAGAGGUAUUUGGCUGAAAACUGUGAUGGUAGAAAGGAUGCAAAUUUUGAGAUAUUGGAGUGGUGGAGGGACAAUUGUAAUAGGUACCAAGUGUUGUCUAAAGUAGUUAAGGAUGUGCUGGCUGUGCCAGUUUCCACUGUUGCAUCUGAGUCAGCAUUUAGCACUGGAGGUCGAAUUGUUGAUCCAUUUCGAAGUGCACUAUCUCCUCUCAUGGUUCAAAACCUUGUAUGUUCACAAAAUUGGCUUCAAGCCACAGUUCCAAUUUCUCAUCGCCAAUCAAGGGAUGAUGUUGAGGCAUUGGAGAAGGAGUUACUUGACUUAGUUUUAAAUCAACAACCAACAGCAAAUACCAGCUCAAGCAAGGGUUCCACUUCAGGUUUUAUGGGUGUUAAGCAGUUUACUGCCUAG